This is a messenger RNA of Psammomys obesus (fat sand rat), 1989 nucleotides long. It is a transcript of the gene Ky, whose product is annotated as kyphoscoliosis peptidase. Bases 1 to 1989 code for a protein of 662 amino acids. NCBI's taxonomy places the organism in Eukaryota, Metazoa, Chordata, Mammalia, Rodentia, Muridae. The transcript has 11 exons. The record is from RefSeq and is a predicted model, not a curated record.
AUGGAGCUGAAGCAGGACAGCAACGCCGCCGUGGCCAUAGACAUGCUGCUCAUCGUGCACUCGGAGAAGAGGCGCGCGGCGCAAGCCACGCACUCGGACCCGCAGGCGGACCCGGGCGCGCUGCUGCAGAACCGAGGAGGAUUCCAAGGUGUCAGAAAUGGAAUCCGGAAGUGGCAAGAAUUGGAAGGAAACGACUUUCAGGGAAACUUGCCGGAGAAGCAGUGCCUUCAGCAGCCUCAGGUCAUCACUUCCUAUGACAACCAAGGUACUCAGCUAACUGUAGAAAUCCACCCCCAAGAUGCCAUGCCCCAGCUACUCAAGAAGUUGUCUUUGACUAAACGUUUACAAGGUGACAAAAAUGGAAACAUGAGACCCCGGCAGCCUGGAGGGAAAGAUGCCCAUGCCUACCCUUGGGACAAGUCCAGUUUGAAAUCCAUGUCCCUGGACCUGCGACACUUUGAGAAACUGGAUGCCUCUGCCUCACAGGUGACAGUCAAGAGUGGCCUGGAUGAGCUAGUGAACGACUUGCUCGAGGAAGCCCACAGCGAUCUGGAAAAAGUCAGAGCCAUCUGGAUCUGGAUCUGCCACCACAUAGAAUAUGAUGUUGAAGCUGCCCAGGAGAAGGACCGCCAGGCCUUCAAACCCACUCACAUCCUGAGGACCCAGAAGACCACCUGUGAUGGCUAUGCCGGCCUCUUUAAAAGAAUGUGCAGGAUUGCUGGCGUACAGUGUGUUACCGUGCCUGGCUACUCCAAGGGAAUUGGCUACCAGACCGGGCAAAGCUUCUCCGGGGAGUUUGACCACGCCUGGAACGCUGUAUACCUCGAGGGCCGUUGGCACCUGCUAGACAGCACCUGGGGCAGUGGCCUGGUAGACACCAAAACCUCCAAAUUCACCUUUCUCUACAACGAAUUCUACUUCCUCACCCACCCCGCCCUGUUCAUCGAGGACCACUUUCCGGACAACAAAAACUGGCAACUGCUGAAGCCGCCUCAGUCUCUGAGGCAGUUCGAGAACAACAUGUACCACAAGAGUGAAUUCUACAACAAAGGCAUGCUGAGUGCUCACCCGGAGAUGUCCAUGAUCCGAACAGUGAACGGGAAAGCCACCGUCACCAUCGAGAGCCGCGCCCCGACGCUCUUCAUGUUCAUGCUCAACGGCAAGCAGGAGCACGGGCUCCUGAGCCUCCGGAAGAACGGGAUGAAGCUGGAGGUGUACCCCCCGACCAUGGGGACCCACAAGCUGCAGAUCUUCGCCAAGGGCACCUCGGAGAUCUACAGCUCGGUGCUGGAAUACACGCUCAAGUGCAACUACGUAGACUUCUCCGUCCGCCUGCCCACCGAGCUCCACCAGCCCGUGGGGCCCAGCUGGUUCUCCGAGCAGAUGGGCAUCAGGAAGCCCUCACACCUCGAUCCCAUCAUCCACACGAGUGACGGCCGCUGCUCCGUCAGCUUUGGGGUGGAGAAGGGCAUCAGCAUCCUGGCGUCCCUCCAUGGGGACGACGGCCCCGUCACGGAGGAGACGCAGCGGCGAUACAUCUUCCAAGUGAACCGAGAGAAGAGGACAGAGCUGAAAGUCCAGCUGCCCCAGGCUGGCAAGUAUGCCCUUAAGAUCUACGUGAAGAAGAGGCAAGAGCAAGGCAACUUUGUCUUCGUCUUCAACUACCUCCUGUGCUGUGCCAACACCAAGGUGAACUGGCCCAUGUUCCCCGAGAUCUUCGGCACCUGGGGGCAGGACAAUGAGCUGCUGGAGCCUCUCUCGGGUGUGCUUCCCGCCAACCGCAACAUACCCUUCAAGCUGAAGCUGCCCGGGAUCGCCAACGCCCUGGUGAAAGGGCAGGACACGUGGCCCCUGACCCUUAACCCCGAGGGCUACUGGGAGGGCAGCUGCAACACAGCUGGCUGCCGAGAAGUCUAUGUCAUGGUGCUAGAGAACGCAAACCACAACUUCUACUCGUACAUCCUGAAGUACAAAGUGAACGACCAGUGA